AUGGGGAAUACGGAUUUCCUGGCUCAGAGCCGGGUGGAUCAGAUAGGGGGAGGUUCCGCGGGUAUGAGGGAUACAGGGGGAGAAGCGGAAGCUGGGGAGGGAUUGGCGGAGAGUGGAUCAGCUGCGGAGAGAGGAGAGGCUGAAGAGAGGAUGGGGGAGAGAUUGGCCAGUGAGAUAGAGACGGGGAGGGAGUUGCUGGGGAAGAGGGGGGUUUCAGGUGGAGAGGGUGGGAUGAAACAAGAAGGGGGUUUGAAAAAGGGAGAGGGGGUAAGCGAAGAGGAGUUGGAGAGGAAGAGACGGAUGAGAGAGAAGAAGCGGCGGAGGGUCCAGGAGAAGAAGGAGAAAGCGAGGCAGGAACGCGUGUUGGGGGAGACCGAGGCUGCAGCUGAGGCUCGGCAUCAGGCCAUCGAAGGGCUCCUUUCAGCAGCGUUUUCCGCCCUCUGUACGCGUUUGAAGCCGCCUCAAGAUGCGUCUAUUUGUUCACAGCGGGUCCUCCCUGAAAGAGCUCUAGAGCCCGCCCUGCAACGAGAUGUGUGGCUGUCUGAGGGAUCGCGGUUGCACCUCGGCCUGCAGGAGACUGGGGAAGAUGCUCGCUUCGUCUUGCCUCCGCAGUCCCGGUUCCUCAUUUCGGCACCUCCUCUCCCUCCCUGUUCCUUGCCUCGCGUCGAGGGAACGUGGCGCAGUGAUGGCACUGUGGGUGACCAACAGGGAGAGGCUGAGACAGUUCGUGGAAAGAGAACUGCUGCCCGUGUGGGGGGCGCGGCACGUGGCAACGUGGUAUUGGCUGAAGGCCUGCUAGUUGCGGUCACUGCAUCCCUUUUAAACCUCUCUUCACCACACCAAACCGCGCUUCCUGCUGCACUUAUUGCCCAUGCACACGCUGUGCGGCAUGCCAGGAAGAGCCCUGGUUUCCGGGACGGUGGAAAUGAGAGCGAGGAAAUGGAGGAGAGAGAGGAGAGGGAGGAGGAGAGAGAGGAGAGGGAGGAGAGAGAGGAGAGGGAGGAGGAGAGUGAAGAGAGAGAGGAGAUAGAGGAGAGGGAGGAGGCGAUAGAGGAGAGGGAGGAGGUGGGGGAGGAGGUGGGGGAGGAGGAGCAGAGGGAGGAGGUGAGGGCAGUGGAGCUGUUUGCACGAGACUUGGAGGCAGGGUGGACGUCAUGGGGCAACGAGCCCCUUAGGUUCCAGCACCACCUAUACUUCCGCUCGUGCGUGUAA
Molecule: messenger RNA, 1212 nt
Organism: Closterium sp. NIES-65
Lineage: Eukaryota; Viridiplantae; Streptophyta; Zygnematophyceae; Desmidiales; Closteriaceae
Source: the annotation of a GenBank genome assembly